AUGGAUGACCUUGCAAACCAAUGGGCCCGACUGUCGCUUAAAGCAAAAGAAAAUAGCACUAUUGAUCUUCCACUCGUAGUAGAAAAUAACAAUCAUGUCCUCAUCGCAAAACUCUUCACUAAACAGAGCGUCAACUUGGAGGCACUCACACGAACCUUGAGGAGUAUGUGGCGGUCUGUGAUGAACUUUGAGGUCCGGGAUCUAGGUUCCAACACGGUGCUUAUUAUUUUCAACAAUGACGCCGACCCUCAGAAGAUAAUAGCGCAGGGACUGUGGACGUUUGACAAGUACUUGAUCGGUUUGUACAAACCAAUGGGUGAGGAGUCGGUGGACGACGCCACCUUUGAUUACACUUCCUUCUGGGUUCAAAUCCAUAACCUUCCACUCCGACAGAUGAACAAGGUGACCGCUGAAGCUAUUGGUAGGACUCUAGGCACCAUUGAGCAAGUUGACAUCUCUACUACAGGGGAGUGCCGAGGUUGCUACCUACGAGUCCGUGUCCAAAUAAACAUUACCCAACCCCUUUGUCGAGGUAGGAUGGUAAACUCUGGGGAGGCUGAACCACAAUGGCUGGCGUUUCAAUACGAAAAGCUACCGAUCUUCUGUUACUGGUGCGGCGUUCUAAACCAUGACGAAAAAGACUGUGCACUCUGGAUUGACAAUGGCGGUACUUUGAAUACUGAAGAUCAGCAGUACGGAGCAUGGCUACGUGCUCCUUUGAAUAACCUCCAACAACCCGAACUAGCAAGCAAGACAACCAUGCCAAAGCCCAACCAACCCCGUGCUCCACCACACCCCCCUCAUCCAAUGCCGUUGACGCACACGACUAGCGCAUCCACAACGGCGGCCAUUGCGGACCCAGUACGACAGUCCAACCAUCCCGAUUCAUCACCUCCCACAAUUCCAGAAACAGCCAUGCAGAAGGCGCCGACAAAUAUGGAGAUCCUGUCAGACCCGAAUCUCUUCCACACAUAUAUUGCGGAAAUUGAUAACGCAAUAAAUAACUUCCUUUAA
Messenger RNA from Quercus lobata, 1014 nucleotides. RefSeq lists its product as uncharacterized. Lineage: Eukaryota; Viridiplantae; Streptophyta; Magnoliopsida; Fagales; Fagaceae. The record is from RefSeq and is a predicted model, not a curated record. The coding region runs from base 1 to 1014 and encodes 337 amino acids. The transcript has a single exon.